GACACUUUGUUUCAUUGAGCAAAGUAUUCGUUAAGUUAAAUAGCUGAUAAAAACGUCAUUGAUGUAGAUUGAAACUUUCUGUUUCAUAAAUGAAUAUGUAUAAUUUAGUCUCCUAAUCAGUGCAUAAAAAUCAUGGCGACUCUAACCGGUCUCACGAAACUAUUCAAUUUUGCCACGAACACUUGCCUUAGAAAGAUUUCCCCGACUACAAUAUAUAAAGAAAAUUACCCAGCAGUGAAAUUAUGGAGUAUGGGAGUAGCUGGUUACAGGACACGUUAUAAGCUGCCUUGGUUUUGUGACCCACCUAGUUAUCAACAAGAAGUAAUUGAACAUAAUGAGGAAAAAGAGAAACAAGCUUCAGAUGUGAUAAAUGAAAUUAACAAACAAAUAGCUACCAACACAGCUGGGCGUUUAUUUGCAAUUGUACAUGUGGGUGGAGUACAGUUUAAAGUAACAGAAAGUGAUGUUAUAACUGUUCAAGGUCAUUGGCCCCCUCAACCAGGAGAGAAAUUAAAAUUAGAAAAAGUAUUACUUCUUGGCAGUAAGGAUUUUACUCUUAUUGGAAGGCCAAUAUUGAACAGGGAAUUGGUAUCUGUGGAUGCAACUGUAAUUCAAAAGACUAUGUCCCACACAAUAACACGUUUUAGAAUGAAACCGCGGAAGCAAUAUCGUAGGAUCAACUUUAUGAGAUCACACAGAACAAUGUUGCGAAUAAACUCUAUAACUAUAAAUGGAGACAUAGACAAAAAGGCAGAAGUGGAAGGCUUACAUAGAAUAUAUUGAAGUACACUAAGGUCAUUAAUGUAAUAUAUUACUACUAGAACAGACUUUCAAAAAUACCCUUGAAAAUAAAUACAUUAU
Dufourea novaeangliae is the source of this 861-nucleotide messenger RNA. RefSeq names its product 39S ribosomal protein L21, mitochondrial (gene mRpL21). Gene Ontology annotation, cellular component: mitochondrial large ribosomal subunit; ribosome. The record is from RefSeq and is a predicted model, not a curated record. The transcript has 4 exons. Gene Ontology annotation, molecular function: RNA binding; structural constituent of ribosome. Gene Ontology annotation, biological process: translation. Bases 133 to 783 code for a protein of 216 amino acids. NCBI's taxonomy places the organism in Eukaryota, Metazoa, Arthropoda, Insecta, Hymenoptera, Halictidae.